This is a messenger RNA of Hibiscus syriacus, 351 nucleotides long. RefSeq lists its product as uncharacterized. Lineage: Eukaryota; Viridiplantae; Streptophyta; Magnoliopsida; Malvales; Malvaceae. The record is from RefSeq and is a predicted model, not a curated record. Bases 1 to 351 code for a protein of 116 amino acids. The transcript has a single exon.
AUGGUUACACGCAGCAAAAAUGGAGUGUUCAAACCCAAGCUGUACUCCUCAACUAUCAGUGGUGAAUCUGCGUGCCAGAAUAGUAGCGAUAUGAGUGAGGUUGAACCUCAAAAUAUUCAUGAAGCCUUCAAGGAUCCGUUGUGGAAGGCUGCUGUGCUUGCUGAAUAUGAAGCACUUCAGAGGAAUAAUACAUGGUCGGUUGUCCGUCUACCAGAAGGAAGAACUGUAGGUGGCUAUUUCGAGUCAAGCGUAAUGUUGAUGGCUCGAUACAAAAAUAUAAAGCCAGACUUGUUGCUAAAGGAUUCUCACAAGUGCCUGGUAAGGAUUUUCAAGAACGUUCCCCUGUUGUAA